Molecule: messenger RNA, 1812 nt
Organism: Ogataea angusta
Lineage: Eukaryota; Fungi; Ascomycota; Pichiomycetes; Pichiales; Pichiaceae
Exons: 1
Coding region: 1-1812 (603 amino acids)
Biological process (GO): DNA replication initiation; DNA replication
Cellular component (GO): alpha DNA polymerase:primase complex
Molecular function (GO): DNA binding
Source: RefSeq, a predicted model, not a curated record
AUGGCGUCCCAAAGCGUGCUGCUUCAGUUCAAUUUGAAGCCUGAGGAUUCCGAGGUGGGCUCCAGAUGCGAGGAGCUCAUGGCCAUAUUUGGUCUUAGCGCAGAGGACCUGUUUGUCCAAUGGGAGACUUACGUGAUGAACGCGAGCGCAGCAGAUGAUCCGCUGCAGUUGAAUAUUGAGAAUCUGGGGAGGCUUCAGGAGCAUCUCCAGAAAAAGCUUGUGAAAAGCCAGCAGAAGACGCCACUCUCUGCAGUCAAGCGUCCCAUGAUGAGAACGCCGAACAUCAACCUAAUACCCUCGACCCCGUCCGCGAAAAAGCGCAGAAGAGAUACUCCACGGAGUACCGAUGCCAGUUUUGCGGGCGUAGGGUCGUCGCCACUGAGGUCCUCUCCUACGAGAUCUGCCGUCUCGGGUGAAAUCAUCGAGACGUUGAACGGCCACUUGAACGUUCUUCCUGGUAGCGGGAUCAGGCCCAAGCUGUUGGCCAACUUCAAUCCUCAAAAAUACAAGUUUCGCACCAUGAAUCAGAAACUGCUGGAAGUGGCGGACUACUUGGACGAGCAAAUCGACAGCAUGGCCAAAGUUGUGCUCGAGCACUACAAAUUCGACAGCGAGGAGUUUGGCAACCCGAAUAUCCAGUCGCAGAACGAGAUCCUCACUGUGGGGCGGAUCGUGCCAGACUCGCCAUCGACAGCGUCCGACGCCGACCUGAAUGCCAAUUCUCUGUUCCUGGAAACGUCGCGACUCGGCGGAAUAGGCCAGAGAAUCAAGCUGGACCUGUCCUCGCUGCACAACUACUCGUUCUUCCCUGGCCAGAUCGUUUGCUUCCGCGGCCAAAAUCUCACAGGAGAGUUCUUCAAAGUCACCGAAAUGUACCAAAUACCAUUUCUCGAAUCACCUGUCUCGUCCGCCGAGGAGUUGCAGUCGUAUGAGUACGGAGCAGGGAAUAUGAAGGUGGUCUUUACUGCGGGACCGUACACACCGCAGAGAGAGCUGAAUUACAGCUUUCUGGCGGACUUCGUGGAGAAAAUGAAUAACGAGGUGCGUCCCGACACAGUGGUGAUGUUUGGGCCCUUUGUGGACGUGAAUCACGCACAAGUAGCAGACGGAACGCUGCACUUCGACGGACUCGAAAAACAACCGGCGACGCUAGACGACGUAUUUCGUGCUGUGGUGGCUCCGAUCCUGCGAAAACUCGAAUGCCUGGUGAUCUUGGUGCCUUCCACGAAAGAUGCAACCACCAAGCACGCCGCGUAUCCGCAGGACUCGUUUGACAGAAAACACCUGGGCAUGCCGAAAAACGUCAAAUGUUUCCCGAACCCAGCCACGUUUCAGCUCAAUGAAUUCCUCAUCGGCUGCUCCAACAACGACAUUUUCAAAGACCUCAAGGACGUGGCCGCAGGCGACCCCUUGAAAGAUUCGCGCUUCGACAGAAUAUCUAGUCACGUGAUCGAGCAGCGGCGGUACUACCCGGUGUUUCCUGGUGGAUUGAAGCAGAAACGGAGUCUCAAGGAGGACGAGCAGUCUCUGCACAUCAGCGGCGCGGACCUGCAUGUUAGCUAUAUGGGACUAGCUGAGUUCAAUACGUCUUUGCCGGAUAUUCUGGUGAUUCCCUCAGAGCUCAAGGCGUUCAGCAAGAUUGUGCAGAAUGUGCUAGUGGUCAACCCUGGCACUUUCAUGCGCCAGAAUUCAGCAGGCUCGUACUGCGAGGUGAAUGUCAAAGCACCGAAACUUGAUGAGCUCGAAAAAGCGGGCGAUUUAUACCUGCACACCGUGUGGAAAAGAGCACGGGUCGAUGUUAGACGAACAUAA